CACACACACACACACUAAGAAAAUGGCCACAUCAAGAAUGUUCCAAAUUUUGAUUUUGUCAAUUUUGUUCUUCUCUUCAAUGAUUCUUGCAGCCAGUCCCACCUACAAUAUCCAGUCCUACGGUGCAAAAUCCGGCGGAAAAUCCGACUGCAGCAAGGCCUUUCUGAGUGCUUGGGGGGCGGCCUGCGCCACCACCGCCCCGGCCACCAUAUAUGUGCCGCCGGGGAGGUACCUCAUGCGAAACGUAUAUUUUAAUGGCAAUUUGUGUAAAAACAAUGCCAUCACUAUACGUAUCGAUGGGACCCUCGUAGCUCCCUCUGAUUACAAUGUGAUUGGGAGUAGUGGGAGCUGGUUGAAAUUCGAAAGGGUCACCGGAGUUUCCAUCUACGGUGGAACCCUAGAUGCCCAAGGCGCCAACUUGUGGGCUUGCAAAAACUCCGGCAAGGGUUGCCCUAAAGGCUCUACGUCUUUGGCCUUCUACAAUUCGAACAACAUACGGAUCAACGGAUUAGUGUCGUUAAACAGCCAAAUGUUUCACAUUCUUGUUGACGGGUGUCGGAAUGCGAAUCUGGUGAAUGUGAGGGUGUCGGCUCCGGGGAACAGCCCGAACACCGACGGGAUUCAUGUGCAGCAGUCAUCCGGUAUUACUAUCAUGAACUCCCAUGUUUCCACCGGAGACGACUGCGUCUCCAUUGGCCCCGGCUCCUCCAACUUGUGGAUUGAGAACCUCGCCUGCGGCCCCGGCCACGGAAUUAGCAUUGGAAGUCUAGGUUGGGAUACUAAUGAAGCAGGAGUGCAAAAUGUGACAGUAAAAACUGCCACAUUUAGUGGAACUGAAAAUGGUGUGAGAGUGAAGACAUGGGCGAGGCCUAGCAAUGGAUUUGUGAGAGAUGUUUUAUUCCAACAUCUUGUUAUGGUUAAUGUCCAAAAUCCAGUCAUCAUUGACCAAAACUAUUGCCCUAACCAUCAAAAUUGUCCCCAUCAGGGUUCUGGUGUGAAAAUUAGCAACGUGAAAUACGAAGAUAUACAUGGAACGUCUGCGACACAAGUUGCAGUGAAAUUCGACUGCAGCAAAACACGGCCGUGCAGUGGGAUUAGGCUGGAUGAAGUGAACCUCACCUUCAGAGACAAACCGGCCACGGCAUCGUGCUCCAACGCCGAUGGCACAGCCGACGGAAUUGUGAAGCCGAGCAGCUGCUUAUAAGUGGCGCAUACAAAAUGGCAAAAUCAGUUAUAAUAUAUGAUUAGUACAAGGUUUAGGUUAUACGGAAUAAUUUAAUUAUCUUUAAGAUAUGAAUUAAAGUUUCGUUGUAUGAUAUAGUUUCACAAAUUCUUAUGAGGCCAUUAUUACUAUAAAUCUCAAAGUGUGUGGUGUGGA
Molecule: messenger RNA, 1378 nt
Organism: Salvia splendens (bonfire salvia)
Lineage: Eukaryota; Viridiplantae; Streptophyta; Magnoliopsida; Lamiales; Lamiaceae
Product: polygalacturonase
Exons: 4
Coding region: 23-1204 (393 amino acids)
Biological process (GO): carbohydrate metabolic process
Molecular function (GO): polygalacturonase activity
Source: RefSeq, a predicted model, not a curated record